Messenger RNA from Drosophila suzukii, 1754 nucleotides. NCBI's taxonomy places the organism in Eukaryota, Metazoa, Arthropoda, Insecta, Diptera, Drosophilidae. The record is from RefSeq and is a predicted model, not a curated record.
GUUAACUGAGUCCGCUCACACCUUCAAUGGAACCUGCACCACCGCAGCCCUGCGCAUUCUUUUUAUUUUGUUUUUAGCCAUAUCCAAAAUGUUGUAGUUCUGUAAAUAGGGGCCAGAAAGUACAAGGCAAAUAGUUUGCAACCAAAUAUAACCUACUUGCGUUGUCCACCAGCAAAAUGGGCGAGUUCUUUAAAUCGCUCAACUUCAACUAUUUCUCCUCCAGCGAUGGUGCUCCAUCUGCCAACGGGGCUGCAGGAGGCGGAGCAGCAGGUGCCCUCGGGAGCAGACUGGACAACGACUUCGUGGGCCAGGUCGUCGAGGUGGCUGGCCAUAGACUGCGCAUCAAGUGUGUUAUCGCGGAAGGCGGAUACGCCUUUGUGUACGUCGCCCAAGAUGUCCAAACCGGAACCGAGUACGCCCUCAAGCGUCUGCUCGGGGCUGAUCAGCAGUCCUGCACUGCCAUUAUCAACGAGAUCGGGAUCCACAAGCAGGUCUCGGGCCACGGAAACAUUGUCGCCUUUAUAGGCUCCAGUUAUACUGCGCCGUCAUCGCAACUCGGGGCACAGUACCUUCUACUCACAGAACUGUGCAAAGGGGGGUCCUUGGUGGACUGCUUUAAAACAAACAAUGCUACCAUCGAACCGUCUUUGGUGCUGCGCAUCUUUUACCACAUGUCGCGGGCCGUGGCCUGCCUGCAUUCACAGUCGCCGCCGAUCGCCCAUCGAGACAUAAAGAUCGAGAAUUUUUUAAUUGGUAACGACAAACAGAUCAAGUUGUGUGACUUCGGCUCUGCCACCAAGGAGGUGCUCUCACCUACGUUUGAGUGGAGCGCCAACCAGCGAAGCAUGCUAGAAGAUCAGCUUAACACCGUGACUACCCCAAUGUACCGGGCUCCCGAGAUGCUCGAUACUUGGUCCAAUAACCCAAUCGGUCCCAAGGCGGACAUCUGGGCUCUUAGCUGCAUUCUCUACUUCUUGUGCUACCGCAGACAUCCCUAUGAAGAUGGCGGCAAACUACGAAUCAUCAACGCCAAUUAUAUACUUCCUCCGGAUCCUCAGUACCAAUGUUUCCGCGAUAUCAUAAGAGGCUGUUUCAAAGUGAACCCGGUCGAGCGCCUGGACAUUGACAUGGUGCUCGAACGCUUGGCAGCCAUCGCGGAGACAAACAACUGGUCGCUGAAAGGGUCCAUAGACCUGCAUGGAAUUCCUAUCGAAUCCUUACCGGCUGAAAGUCCCGCUCGAAAAAAUUCUUUUCAUUCGGAGUUUUACACCGAAUCGUCUAGUACGACUCCUCAUGCAGCGUCCCCCGCAACAAUCGCUUCCUCCUCCACUAAUGGACACGGGAGACUGCUGUCGUCGCUGCGCGGUGGCGCUGGAACGUUGUUUAAAAACAUAAAGGACACAUCCACCAAAGUGAUGCAGACAAUGCAGCAAUCAAUCGCCCGCAACGAUCUCGACAUCAGCCACAUCACCUCUCGGAUCCUGGCUAUGCCCUGCCCAUCUGACGGAUUUGAGUCGGCGUACAAGACGAAUAACAUCGAAGACGUUCGUUUAUCUCUGGAGAGUCGGUUUGAUCCAAACAAAAUAAGCAUUUACAACUUUGGCCAACGUACAGUACCGCGGUUACCACCACCCGUGCGGACAGUUGAGGCAGGUUUCGUUUAUGGGUGCACACAGGCUCAUGCUCCCAAUCUGCAGGUAUGUAAAGGGGAAAAAAUUAAUUUGAUUUUUACUAACUAAAAAUGUAUUGCAUCA